Messenger RNA from Seminavis robusta, 864 nucleotides. The record is from the annotation of a GenBank genome assembly. Lineage: Eukaryota; Bacillariophyta; Bacillariophyceae; Naviculales; Naviculaceae.
GCUUCUCUUCGUUCAAGUUGUUAGUCUGCUUCGUGAUCAUUUGGUUCUAAUCUCUGUCAUCAUGUUGACACCAAAACUCUCUCAACAGCUCCUUGCAGUGGCCAUUUGCUGUGGCGUUACUUUUGGUUUCCAACGGCCGGCAUUCUGCGUCCAACGAACUUGCUCCAUCACCACAACCCGUCGCUUCUCCAGUGAUUGGUCCGAUUUUACAGCACUGGACGAUGACGAAGAUUUUGACGAUCUGCGAAUCGACACAAACCAGUAUGCCGUGGAAGAGGAUUCUCAAGAGAGCAAGGCACAAAUAGGUUCCGGAUUGGAGCCUCCCAAAAUUGAGAAUGAUUUUCCACCCCUGCAAGUUCCAGCGGGCUCCCAAUUAGAGCUGAGCGAGGACGUUGUCAUGGGUGUUUUGUCGGCUUGCCGUGGUGAAUUGGGUACUUUGUUCGGAUACACAGAAGAAAAUCGUGGCGUUGGCAUCACGGGUGGUGUCGACUAUGUGGAGAUGGACGGACCUACUGUAGUGGUGAGACUGAAGGGACGCUUCUGGCACGAGAGGACCACAGUGCUGGACCGGGUUUCUAAUUACCUGAUACAGCGCAUACCCGAGAUUAUUGAUGUGACAAUCGAAGAUGAAUGGCAGCUCACAGACGAAGCCAAUGAGGUUUGGUAGACAAACGAGGAAAGGAUCAAGAACUACUGUGGUAGCUGGUCAGUCAAAUUGUUUUGCUCAGUGCACCUUGCAAUCUACCGGUACUUCUAGUAGCUGAGUUCAGCUACAUAAGGGUUGUUAUAGUUUUCUGCAUUGAAUGAUUCAAUCUACAUACCUCAAGCUUGAAGAAGGAACUAGAAAUAUUUUGUGUUUCUUUU